AUGAUUGAUGCAGACGUAGACGAUACUACACCUGACCAGAUCAAUGAGGAAGCUGGCGAUCUUCCGAGCCAAAUUGCUGCGGGCGAGACUUGUACCGGCGUCGGCGAGGCACUGGUCGGCGACGCGCAGGAGGAGGGCAGCACCAUAACACGUGAUGACUUGGAGAAUGGUGAUGGAAAUGGGCUAGACGUAGCCGAGGACACAGGUGGGAGUGGUCUUGAAAAGGGCGCUCCCGAGGACAACACGUAUGCUCCUCGAUCUGAGGACUGUGUCGGUGCCGCCGAUGGUGCUGGCGACGAUGUAUAUCGUCGCGUACGAAAGUUAGCCGUGGAAGCGAUCAAUGCGGCAAGAGCCACAAAGCAACUUGAGCUUCUAUCCCCCGACGAAGCUCUUGCUGUGCCUGCCAUGACUCACUGCCGGACAAUGUGCGAGCAUGACUUCCUGAGUCACUGGGACAUGGCCGGGCGAAAACCUUACCAAAGGUACUCGGAUUUUGCAUAUGGCCAGCAUGUUUCGGAGGACGUGUUCGAAUUCCGCGUGAACGAAGCCGCUGAAGAUGAGAUCAUGAACAGGAUCAAGGAGUGCAUCGAAGGGCGACUUGGGGCAGAUGCACUCGACCAAGAAGGGGGUAUAACGAACCACAUGCUGGACAACAAGCACACGCACAUCGGUAUCGGAGUGCAUGUUGUAGAUGACCGGCUCCGCUAUGCGGAGGUGUACGCCGAUCGCUACUUGGAGCUGCUCGACUCUCCGGCUGAGCUAUCUGUUGCAGACGCAGCCUCGGGGUUCCACAUCUCGGUGCAGAUGACUUCGUCGGAUGUUGGACCAUACGCCUGUCUCGUGUUUCAUGACCCGGUGGCGACUACGCUGACCGUGGGGGAACUGCAGCAGCAGUUCAGCGGGCCGUACUCGGAUUUCACAACAUCACAGGUGAGCAUCAUCUGGCCGUGGCAAAUGGAUGUCUUGGAGGACGGGGUUUUCGGUAUUCCGGUCUCGGUAUCCCCGAUUGAGGCCGGCACGUACUACGUGCAGAUUCUCGUCCGUGAAGACCCAGGAAGCAUACCCUAUGACACGGAUCCAGCAGGUGGACUCCCGUUGCCAGGAGAGAGUUUUUGCGGAGGUGCACUAGUGUUGAGGGCUCCCGAAGAAGGGGAAGCCAACAUGGGGAUGUCUGAUCUGGACGGAGCGGGUGGACUGUUGUCCGACAAUGGAGGUGGGACCUUGGAAGAGAGGGAAGCAAGAACGAUGGCAUCGACAAGCGCACUUCGGCGCGACCUCCCGCCUAUCGUCAGAGUACGCGUCGUUCAGGACGCAGGCGGAAGUAUGCAGCAGGAAGCCUCCUAUGAGAACAAGGUUUUUAUGCCUCGCGAAAGGGCGGAAGACAUGGCGCAGUUGAAUCUCGCGAUGGAGUUCCUUCGCUUGGGCGCGUGGGACGACUUCUCAUCGCGAGAACAUACUAGCGAAGGAACCUGUACCAUUGUUGACCCAGUCGUCGCGAUGAAGGAAGAGCAGACGGCGGGUGAGAUGGAAGACCCGAACGAAGGAGGAGCGGCGUCGGAAGCGCCCGUAGAUCCAGAUAAAGCUGCCACCGACGGUCAUGACGCCCCAACAGAAGCCCUUACCACCCCCGAAGAAGCUACAGAUGCUGGCGGCAUUGCUACACAAGAAGCGGAAAUGAAACAAGGAAUCGUGGAUUCUGAGGCCCGGGGCGGAAAUGGUGACGCAAAUGAUGCACAACAGCCUCCGGUCGAGGGAGAGGGGAGCGAGAGUGCGGAUCAUAAGUUGAUGAAUGGGCACGACGCAGAACCUGAAGUGCCAUGGGUGGUUACCGAUAUCGCGAUUGUCAGGUUCAGGGAAGGCGAAAAGCAACUGGUGCCGGAUGAACCGAAAAAGGUGGAACCACCCGAGGAUUUCGAGCUCGUACCGGGAGACCUUGCCAACCCUCCGGCUUUAGACGGCGACGAUAGCACCAAAGAAGCGGUCGGAGAACAGUCAAGUGGAGAGGUGGCGGAAGGCAAGACCACCGCAGAGCCGAUGGAGAGAGGGGAGGAGCACGGGGGAGAAGGGGGCACUUGUGGUCGCGAUAUGGUGUUUCUCUGUGUCAAGGUUGUGAACGAGCUAUAUGAUAGCACAAUACAUGUGUGCUACAAAAAAGCGGGGGCUUCAUUGGCUGUGAUCCAGCAGGUCGCUGAAAAGACCGCCGAAAAGACGGCGAAGCAGAUCCAACGGCACCUCGGCAUUGAAGGAGGAGACGGGGAUGGCAAGGCUGACCCAAUGGACGACGAAGCGUAUGACGUCGAUACGAACAUGACGUCUGAUCAGAUGCUGGAGUGGGAAGAGAAGCGGAAUCGGGAGGCCGCGGAAAGAGCGCGCAAUCGAGAAAAGGUGGAGAGGGACCACCGGCGCAAGGAAGCGAGCGAUGCCGUGCGAAGGCAGAUUGCAGAAGCCCUGAAAGAGAAGGAUGAGCUCGUCAAGCAAAAUGGCGAAUGGCAGAAGAAGAUCGCGUCUCUCAUGUUGAGCCAACAGAAAACCAGAGAGGAGGCCAGGACGGAGCACGGUGGGAGGGGAGUCGAGAAGGAAGCAACCCCAUUGCAUGAGAGCGAGAAAAACUACGCCGAAUCCCUUGCCUCUAUCGUGUCUUGUCGGGAGAGGCUUCAAGAGCAGCAGGCUGAGUACGAUACCGUGGCAAUUGCUCUUCAGACAAGGUUGGACGAGAAAGAGUACAAAUCACGCGAAAUAGCUGACUCUUUCCGGGAAUUUAAGAGAGAGAUUGCUCGGACAGCGGAACAUAGUCGCACGGGCAAGGCGAUACCGAAGGGGGUCAUCUCUCAGUUUGAGGUCGCGGAAGCCAAGAAAGAUCGGGAGAUCGAAAAGGUGCGUUUGAAGAACAUCAACUUGCGUAUGAUGCUUAGAAAGGUGGAGGGAAAUCUUCGAGCGAAGGAGCAACUCGCAGAAGGGCUCCAUCUCAUCGACUUCGAGCAACUGAAGAUUGAAAACCAGACGGUCAACGAGAAAAUCGAGGAGAGAAACGAGGAGCUCCUAAAGCUCCGGAAGAAGAACACCACCACGGUUCAGAUCCUUACCCACACGAAGGAGAAGCUGCAAUUCGUCGCAGCGGAGAAUUCUGUCACAAGUCACCAGCUUUCGAUUCUGGAAGACGACCUCAACCAGGAAAGGGAUCGUCUCACCGGAGCCAAGAAAGAUAGAGACACCCUUCGCAGGGAAGUGGCCAGUCUUAGGCAGAGCCAGGGGUUUGCAAACAGCGAUCUACUGAUCCUGGACUUCGAGCAAAGAAAGUCGCACCUAAAGAAGCUAGGGCAGAAGCUGGAGGAGAUGAAAUCGAAGCACCACCUUCUGCUGCUGGAGCAAGUAAGGAAACUUCCGCCCCGAGUCUACCGAUGGUGUGACGUCCGUUUUCCCCCGACUGUAAGCCGGAAAGUUGAAAAUGAAAUCUUCAUGGUGGCCGUUUGCCAAUUUUUGGUUCAUGGUGAAGCGAGUUCCGACAGCCCCUCUCAUACCGGGUUCUAG
This is a messenger RNA of Ectocarpus siliculosus, 3528 nucleotides long. Lineage: Eukaryota; Phaeophyceae; Ectocarpales; Ectocarpaceae. The record is from the annotation of a GenBank genome assembly.